AAUACCGUUUGGAGGGCAGAGUCCACGGCACGCUAAAAAUAACGAGUCGCUACUGUCGAAGCUGUCAUAUUUUGUGUUGAGCUCUGGUAGUCAACAUUUCAAACAGCAAGGCUCUCAAUAGAACUACCAACCUAUAACUUCGAUCAGUUCAGCUCUUUAUUGGCAUUCUUCAUCAAAAGACUUUGCUUUAUUUCUUUUCGUCGUCCAUUUCAAAGAGACUGACCAAAAAUGUCUGCUCCGGGUGUGCACGAACAAACUGAGCUGAAGCACUCCGUUAACGUUAUGGCGAGUUCUAUCCCAGGCAUGACCCACCACGUCGGGGCCCUGACACAAGCAUCGGUCAUGGGCAACGGCGGCCCGCCGGGCGGGGGAAGCAACAAGAACAACAACAAUCCCAACAACAACCCAGACAGAGUAAAGCGACCCAUGAACGCUUUUAUGGUGUGGUCAAGAGGACAACGCAGGAAGCUGUCGCAGGAAAACCCCAAAAUGCACAAUUCUGAGAUCAGCAAAAGGUUAGGAGCCGAGUGGAAGUUGCUGUCCGAGGACGAAAAGAGGCCGUUCAUCGACGAGGCAAAACGACUCCGAGCGGUGCAUAUGAAGGAGCACCCCGACUACAAAUACAGGCCACGCCGUAAGACGAAGACCCUGUUGAAGAAGGACAAGUUUUCCUUACCUGGUAUCAUCAACCCACAGACUGGGGCACCUGUACAGAGAGGAGUAGGAGAAGGUAUGCACGGCUACCAGCAUCUCAACGGCUACAUGAACGGGUAUCCAGGUAUGAUGCAAGACCAGCUAUCGCACCUCCCAUCGCAUUCCUACGGGGCACAUCAAGCUGCACAAAUGGCCAACAGUGGACUUCAUCACAGGUAUGACAUGGCCCAACUUGGGUACCCCCCUACGUGUAUGUCCACCACACACGCCGCUUCGUACCUCAGUCCCGUCGCUGCCAACUACUCGGCCGCCUACAGCCAAGCAGCCAUGAUGCACCAUGCACCGCCUGGCGCCUCCGUCGCCAAAUCGGAACAAGGGAACAUGCCCACAGAGCGAACGCAGUCAGCAGCCACCGCCGUCUCCUCCGGCCGACCGAUGCCCGGUGAUUUGUCGCUUCGCGAUAUGAUCAACACGUACCUCCCCGGCGACUCCAACGACCCUAACGUUCAACGUCAACAUGCUAUGCAACAGGCUGCCGCAGCGGUGUACCAUGGAAGCCAUGGAACCAGUGUCUCAUCUACAAGCGGCGGUGUUGGUGUAAAUGGUACCGUUCCACUCACGCAUAUGUAAGACUAAAAAAAUAAAAACUUAUAUCCUUUGACACAAGUACUGUUUUCAAGACAUUUUUUAAAGCUCGGAUUUCAUCCAUGAGCUCGAGAGAAAGAGUUAUCGUUGGGAAGAGAGUAACUGUUUAAAUCGUCUAAAAUUUGAAAGUUGACUCUAGCGAUCAAGCGAUUUUAUUGGCGAGGAGAGAAAGGAAAAUGAAGACUAGAAUCUUUUUUUGCUGCAGAGAGAAACUCUUUCCCCGCUAGUUGCCUUAUAUGCCUUGAAUUGUAAAAACAAUUUUGUACUUAAAAGAUGACCACGGUUUUUAAAAAUUGGCUACUUCUAAGGAAACCAACGCACGAAUCAAGCGCUCAACGCUCAAACAUUCUUGAUUUUGAACGAUUAAUUUGUAUAAAAUUGGACUUAUUCUUUCGUUGCCAAAUGUCUUGAUUUUUUUAAAAUUGUCAUUGAUUACUUUUGAUUUAUUUUCUAUUGUGCUUAAAUUCCAUAAAGAGUCGAGAUUAUAUCAGUUUUAUGUACAGCGUUUAUGUGACUUGACGAUUAGAUAUCAUUAUAAUGGAUAAUUAGCUAAUUUGUAUGUAUAUUUUGGCACGUUUUUUUUCUUUCUCGGGAAAUAUAGUUAUCAAGUUUGUAAAGACGCUACAUGUAUUGAGUUGCUCUACGCAGGCGUAAACGGAAUCAUGAAGAUACAUACCUUGAUUUUGUCCAGUUGAAACAAACAAAUUGUCAAUUUUUAGUCUUUUAUACUAAUUUAUACCACUUCGUUUUACAACGUGCGAAGAUGGAAAGUUAUAGUUUAUAGGAUAAUUAUACUGCCUUUAAUUAUGUUCAUGAUUUGCAAUCUUGCAGAAUCACUUGUAUUGACAAAACAGGCUGAAUUGUGUUAUAUAUACGGUUUCUUGACGUUUUAACAAAAAAACACGAAACCUUUUUGUUCCCGCUGUACUUUUUUAAACCAUGUUCCAUAUUAUGCUUUUCUUUAUACAAUGGGGGUAAAGAAACCUUGAUUUUAAAACGUUUCUGUCUGAUUCGCAAAUUCAAGUCAUCUACUUAAUUUGAUAUUAGAAUUUUGUUCAUCCGAAUUGACACGAGGCUGUUUAGCAUUUUCAUAUAUUAUUUUUAUACGAAAAUUCCUUCAUAUCAUGUGCAACAAUUCUCUUCUGUAUGGCUAAACGGGAUUAAUGUACUUAAUUUCAUUUGCUUCUUGUAUGCUUUAAUAUCUCGGAUAUCAGAAUGUGUUUGUAUGCAUUCGAAAGGCAAUUUUACACAUUUUUGGUGCACCUCUGUAAUCACAAUGAUACGUAUGAUUUAUCACUUUUUCCUAAGGAUAAAAGAAACCUUCCAUUUCCCAUAAAUUGCAUUAUAGGUGCUUUGCAAAAUUUACGAAGAAAUCGUUGCCAAGAAACAACCAUGUUUUUGUUAAUCGAGAAGGCUAUUUGGCUGACAGUUCAGUUUUUAUUUUCAAAUGGUAAAUCACAUGUAGGCGCUUGCCGAUAAAAUAUUGUUAAAGAAAUACUAAUCAUGAUUAUUUAAUUUACAAUAUUUCUCAUGGGUGCUUUGGGAGCUAGAAACCUUUUGGGUCCUUGAACUUUCAAAACUAUUAAUUUCGAUUGACUAUUUUUUCUUUUCUUUCUGUUUGUGUAUCUAUCUGGGGAAAAUCUACUUUUUGUUAUACUUUGUGAAAAAAAAAUAUGAAUAAAUAUGGCCGAAAAAAUUGCGGCGUUUUUGACGGUGUAAAA
Molecule: messenger RNA, 3020 nt
Organism: Lytechinus variegatus (green sea urchin)
Lineage: Eukaryota; Metazoa; Echinodermata; Echinoidea; Temnopleuroida; Toxopneustidae
Product: transcription factor Sox-2-like
Exons: 1
Coding region: 229-1284 (351 amino acids)
Biological process (GO): anatomical structure morphogenesis; regulation of DNA-templated transcription; cell differentiation
Molecular function (GO): RNA polymerase II cis-regulatory region sequence-specific DNA binding; DNA-binding transcription factor activity, RNA polymerase II-specific
Source: RefSeq, a predicted model, not a curated record